Messenger RNA from Plectropomus leopardus (leopard coralgrouper), 1913 nucleotides. Its product is annotated as 5-hydroxytryptamine receptor 3A-like. The record is from RefSeq and is a predicted model, not a curated record. Lineage: Eukaryota; Metazoa; Chordata; Actinopteri; Perciformes; Serranidae. Gene Ontology annotation, biological process: monoatomic ion transmembrane transport. Gene Ontology annotation, cellular component: membrane. Gene Ontology annotation, molecular function: extracellular ligand-gated monoatomic ion channel activity; transmembrane signaling receptor activity.
AAGACGGGGAUGCUCAUUAACUGUGCUGACCUCUCACAGUCAUGAUCCUGACAGGUUUCCUCUUUCUGCUCUUCUUCACAGGCGGAAGUACCUCCAAUUACUCAGCGAACACAGAGCUUAUUGAUCAUCAGCAGAAGUCCAAUCAGAGCAUUGAGGGAGAAGGAAGUACCUCCAGUUACCCAAAUCCUCAUGACAAUGAUCACACCAGAAAAGAUGUGAUGAAACCAGACCCUCCAGACAAAUGCAGUUAUCAGGAUGUUUUAAAACACCUGAACCUGUCCAAAAACAAGGAUCUGUACAUCAUGGUCCGACCUGUUAAACACUACAAAGAGACUACACGUGUACACCUCCAAAUGUCAAUGUAUGGCAUCCUAGAUGUGAGAGAGAAAGAUCAGGCCUUCGUUCCUUAUAUUUGGAUUUAUAUGGGCUGGCAAAAUCAACAUAUUUGGUGGAAUCCACCUGACUUCUGUGGACUUGAAAAGAUAGUAGUUCCUACUGAAGCAUUGUGGAAGCCAGAUCUAACUAUUGAAGAAAUGACAGAGAAAGACAAAGCCCCUCCGGUUCCUUUUCUCACAGUCAGAUGGAGUGGUAAAAUUGAAUUUAGGAACGACCAGAUGCUGGUCAGCACAUGCAAGAUGCAAGUUUACAAAUUCCCUUUUGACAUUCAGAGCUGCAGCCUCUCUUUCAAGUCUGUCGUAUACUCUGAUAAAGAAGUAAAGUUUGAAGCCAUCCUUGACUCUUCAAAGAUCACACGGUGGUCUAAUGACUUGAUGCGGACCCAGUACGAGUGGCUGUUCAUCAGCAUGACAGUCAAAGAGACGACCGUCAACAAUUUUAGCUACAACCAAAGCAUGAUCAUUUACACUAUCAAGAUGAGGAGGCGGUCUGUCCUCUACAUCGCCAACUUCUUGGUGCCUGUCCUGUUCUUCUUCUGUCUGGACUUGGCCUCCUUCCUGAUCUCGGACAGCGGAGGCGAGAAGCUCGGCUUUAAGAUCACUGUGCUGCUGGCUGUCACUGUGAUGCAGCUUAUUCUUAAUGAAAUUCUGCCUUCUUCCUCAGACAGGGUACCACUUAUAGCUGUCUACUGUAUUGGGAUGUUUGGUUUGAUGCUGCUGAGCCUCCUGGAGACAAUUUUGGUGAUGCAUCUGGUGGAGAAAGACUCUGCAUCCCAAGGUGAUGAAGCAGUUAAAGACCAAAGCCUGAGUGAGGACUGUGGAGACAAAGACGACAAAGACAACAUGCACAGCUAUGAUGGAAAGGUGAAGAAAUGGACUGACUGUGCUUGUGUCUGUGAUGUGUCUACUGAUGAACCUCCAUCUGAACUGCUGUCGGUGGCCAAAGAGGGUAGCAGCAGCCAUCUGACGGAGGAGUCCCACGCCUUGGAGAAGGUCUCAGAUGAGCUGAGGGAGAUGAUUAAAACACUGGUUCCUCUCCUCGACAGCAGGAAAGAAGAGAAGCCCGGCUACUGGACCAAAGUGACUAAAAUAAUCAACAAGUGUUUUUUCAUUUUCUAUGCCACAGCUGCCAGCCUGUUCUUGAUUGUUAUCUUUUCAGUGUGGAGCACUGCAGCAGACGAGUGACGGUAAAGUUUAGAAAUGAGAUUAAGUCUUUUUUUUCCCCAUUUAACCUGAACCUUAAAAUAUCUGUAGGUCCCAUCUGUAGGACCAAAGAAAGGAAUGAUCCAUUGUUGCUCAGUAUAGACCAUUGAGGGUUACCACCGACUCUUUAGGAACCAAAUACUCCGACCCACAAGGAAAAAAUCAAAAAUAAUUUCUGGAUGAUGACUAAAUGCUUAAGUUUGUUAUUUAUUGCAGAGCCUCUGCUAACACAUCAUUACUAUUAUUAUUAAUUAUUAAUUUUAUCUUAACUGUGCAUUGUUUUUAAUCUUCUGGACACUGAAAUUAAGCACAGAA